AUGGCUUCACGUUACUGGGGUGACGAAAAACACCCGGACGCUAUCUAUGCUGUAUAUUUACGCAAGGUUCGAUAUGUGCCGCCGCAAGGAUACGAAGGUGUUCCGCGGUAUCGAGCAAUCGACCCGGAUCGACCUAAAACUGAAAGCACUGAAAUGUCAGGUGCAGACCAUUUGGAAUGGGAAUCUGUCAAAGAGAAGUUGAUCAAAGCUGGAACCGUCGAACGGCUUGUGGAAUGUUUGGUUGGCAGUGAUGACAUGAUGGAUUCGCGACAUUUCAAUGUGUUUUUUGCAACCUAUCGGGCGUUUACCGAUUCCGCAAUAGUCUUAGACUGUUUACUGAGGAGGUACGAAGCACUGGAAAAUGAAGUGAAUGGAAGCACAUCUGCACUUCUAGUUCAAAAUUCGAUCAGACAAAUUGUGAUGUGUUGGCUAGAAACAUAUCCAGAAGAUUUCUACGAUGCUGAUAAAGAAUUCGCAAUGUUAUCCAGUUUACUCGAAUUUGGAGGGCGCAACAAGCUAACCGAACUACGAGCAAAAGCUCGAAAACAGCGAGAAGUAUUCAAACGAAUCUAUGAUGAAGGUGGUAUGCAGGCAGCUCUCCCAUCACUUGGCCAAUAUGUUGCUGACAUGGGAUUUGAUCCUUCAGACUACCCGAAUAAUAUCAAAGAGCGAGUGAAAAUGUUUGAUGUCGGAAAAGAGAACUGCGUGCAAAUUGCCGAACAACUGACGUUCUGGGAUGCGGCUCUCUUCAAAGAAUUAUUGAUACAUCAAUGUCAGGGAUGUGUUUGGUCAAAAAGGAGAACGGCUGGAGAGCGUGUCUACACAGUGAAAGCAACAAUUGAACAAUUCAACUCGGUGUCUCAAAGAGUUAUGACCAGUAUUGUGCUUCCUGAUUGUCGGCCGGAGUAUCGGGCGAAAAUCAUCAGUAAAUGGAUAGAUAUUGCAAGAGAGUUGAGAGCUCUCAAAAAUUUCUCAUCACUCAAAGCAGUUUUGUCAAGUCUACAAUCUGAACCUGUACAUCGCUUGAAAUCCGCAUGGAGUUUUGUGCCAAAUCGUUCCAUCUCCCAAUUCCGAGAACUAUCGUCGAUCUAUGAAACAGAUGAAGAUGGGGAUCAAGGAAAUGCAAGAAAGAUAUUGGAACAAGAAGGAACUGCUAAAAGCUCUCCACUUCGUCGACCACAACUAAUUCAAAACUGCCGAAGGACGAAAAGCGACGUGAAUCUGGCAGAAUGUCAAGGAACCGUCCCAUAUCUUGGAAACUUUUUGACGGAUUUGGCUAUGGUUGACGAGAGUACCCCGGAUUAUACUCCUGAAAACUUGAUCAAUUUUGAAAAACGAAGAAAGGAAUUCGAGGUUCUCGCCAAGUUACGACUGUUCCAAUCAGCUGCUCGUGCCUAUAACAUCCCAAUGGAUCGAAUGUUCUGCGCCUGGUUCUUCUUCUUACCGUGUCUCGAUGAAAAUGAAUGUUUCAAUCGAUCACUGGAAAUUGAGAAACCACCAAUUCAUUCCACACCUGACUUGUCUUCCUCGAGGAUUAACAGUAGCUUGCUGAGCAACGGAUCGCAGAGUACACCGGUCAAGAACUCAACACUAUCGAGGUUAUUCAAUUCAUCGAGAACCAGUGAGGAUAGUGGUAGCCACAAUGGAACGAACGGUACAUGGCAUCAACACUCUCAUUCAUAUUCCUCGUCGACCAAUUCACAAAUUCCGUCGAUCAACACUGGAAGUUCGUUGAAUAUCUCAGAUAACGGAGGUGCCCAACACUCCCGUGACAGUGGAUUGCAGUGUGAGGACUGGAUAGAUGGAAGAUUGGAUGGCGGACCACCUGGACCUGUACCACUAUCUGGAACGUCGACCAUACCGAGAGGUGGCAGCGAAUUCACGCCUUCAUCGUUGUUCCCGUACAGCCAUAACAGGAGUAAAAGCGGCGAAUCUUCGUUGCAAGAGGUGAAUACAUCGAUUUCAACGAGAGUUAGUGUGGAUGGAACAAGUGGUACCCAAUCCUUAUCGCGAAGUGCAACUCCAAUCCGUACCCGACUAGCAGAAGUAUUCGAUUCAAAAGUGUUCUCCCACCAAAAGAAAGGAAGUGAUGCCUCCAGUUGCUCAUCUUCUUCAUCUCUAUCAGCAAACGGCAAUUCUCAAGCACAAAAUUCAUUUUAUUUGGCAAGAGUUGGUUUGGACGAUGAUCUUCAGAACACUGAUGGUGCCAAUUAUAAAUGUAUUAAAAUCGAAAAUGGAGAUAGAAUGCCGCAGUUAAUAGCUCGAGCACUAGAAAAACAUUUGAUAGAAGAUGAAAAGAACAAAUAUCUGCUUGUUCAACUACUGCCUCGUGGCGGGGAGUUUGUGUUACCGGAGAAUUGCAAUCCGUUCUAUGCAAUGGCUCCAGAUCCAACAUCGCCGAUGCUAAAUUUAUUGUUAAGGAAGCGAGACAGCAACGGAACCAUUGAAGGUGGCGUCUCACCACAAUUAGGACCAUCGGCCAAAAAAUUGAAUCGCAUGAAGCGAACAAAUCUAUUGCGAUGGAGCAGUGGCUACUUGUAA
Molecule: messenger RNA, 2541 nt
Organism: Caenorhabditis remanei
Lineage: Eukaryota; Metazoa; Nematoda; Chromadorea; Rhabditida; Rhabditidae
Exons: 13
Coding region: 1-2541 (846 amino acids)
Biological process (GO): positive regulation of GTPase activity; Ras protein signal transduction
Cellular component (GO): plasma membrane
Molecular function (GO): guanyl-nucleotide exchange factor activity
Source: RefSeq, a predicted model, not a curated record